CAAAGUGACGUCACAUAAGACUGACCAACUACGAGAUGUUGAUAUGAUUUCGCAGAUUCAAUCAGUUAAGAACGAAGGCAAUGUGCUUCUUUGACAUGGGAUGGUUUGAUUUAUUUAGAUUUUGGUGGUACGCCCUCUUCAUAUAGAGAAAUCAUAUUUGGAAAGAAUCAGCAAAAGUCUAUUCAAAUAUAUUUUGAGUAAAAAAAUAAAAAAAAGAUUGCAAAGCUAUUCAUUGAUGAUUCAAUGUCGAAGAUAUUAUCUAAAAGGGGUGGAACUACUGCAAAGAAUCAGGAAAGAGGUGAAUAAAGGAGAGAAGCUAUUUCUAUCUAAUAGUCGUCAUCCAAUUGAUUAAGCAUUUAAUGGUGGAAAUCAACAUAUAUAUUGCAGCUCAAGCUCUUUCUAGAAUAUUGAAUUGAGUUACUUGUUUCAACUUAAUGUUGUUUUACGAAAGAUAGCACUUCAUCGCUAAAGUAAUCAAUUAUGAAAAUGGAGUUUCUUUAUUAUUUCAUAUUCUGGGGCUUUAUUCAUGCGGUCUUUGGUAAUAUGGUUCAUUUGAAAAAAAGCCAUUUAGAUAAAAUGCUUCGCAAUUACGACGCCAAUUUACGGCCACACAUGAUUGGAAGCGAAGCUGCUCCCACAAAAGUUAGAGUCCACAUAAACAUUAUUGAUAUAUUUGAUAUUAGUGAUUUAAAAAUGGAUUACGUAAUUCAGCUCUAUUUAAAAGAGCAUUGGGAGGAUCCUCGUUUACGUUAUCCUGACCCAGAAGGAAUUAUACAAAGUAUUCCUCUAAGCAGUAUCUCUAAAAUAUGGACUCCCGAUCUUUUCUUCAAUGAAAGAGAAGGAAAGUUUCAUCAAGUUCAAAGAUCUAACCGCUUUGCAAGAAUCUUCAACAAUGGAAAAGUCGUAUUUUCUUCACGAAUUACUCUGAAGAUGCAUUGCCCUAUGAAUUUUAAAUACUUUCCAUUUGAUCGUCAAAUAUGCUCUUCUGAACUAGAAAGUUAUGGAUUUGAAAAAAACGAAGUAUCUUUAAAAUGGACUGAUGGAACUCCCAUCGUAGUAAAUUCUAAAUUGCAUAUUACCAAUUUUGUGUUAGAAGAUUUUACUACUGGAUAUUGUGAUAAGCCCUUAAACGGAAAUUAUGGGUGUUUGUUGCUGAAACUGCAAAUUAAGAGGCAAUAUGGAUUUUAUUUGACUCAAGUUUUUGUGCCUUACGUCAUUUUAGUCGCUGUCUCAUGGCUUUCCUUGUGGUUGGAUGCAAAAGCUGUUAUUUUACGAUUGUCACUGAUUUUUGUUUUACUCUUUAUGAUGUUUAUUGUAAAUCUGCAAAUUCAACCUUUGAUUCCUGCAGCACCAUAUACUAAGGCAAUUGAUAUCUGGAUAUCUGUAUGCAUUGCUUUAGUAUUCACGGCUUUACUGCAGUUCAUUUUAGUUAAUCAGUUAGCACGACGUGAAAGAAGGGUGAGGAUAUCAGAAAAUCACGUAGCAAAGAAUGGUGGCUGUAAAAGGAGUAGCAAAAAGUCCUACAAAGUGCAAAACAUCUUAGAAAAUUGUUCUCAUCAUCAAAUACCACUAUCGAAGCGAAUAGAUUUCAUCUGUCGAGUACUCUUUCCAGUGGCGUUUGUGAUAUUUAACUGUAUAUUUUGGUUCACAUACAUAAAAGGAAGAGACAGCAAACACAUAAUUAAAUGAUAUCUUUUAGAAAUUCUUCUAUACUAUAAAGUGACGUGAAAAGUUGGAUUUUUGACAUUUACGCACUCUUCAUGAAAUUGUAAAUAACUUUUGAGAUUUGACACAGAUUUACUUAGAAGAAACUAUGAUUUUAUAUUAUUCAUAUAUUAUUGCUGUAUAGUACUUUAAUGUUUAUUCGUCUAUAAUUAUUAAAUAAGUAUUGUUUCUAGUACUGAUUUCUUUUUAUUUUUUGUUAAAUAAGUCUUUUUGUUUAUCGUUUUAUUAUAUUUUAUUAUCUUUAUGUUACUAUGUUUUUUUUUAUUUUUUUUAAAUAAAUUAAAGAAAGAUUUUAAAAAUAUUUUUUUAAGCUUUUAUGAAAUCCAAAAAUAAAGUAAAUGAAUAUGAAUUUUAAAAUCAAACUAGAGACAUUAUCUGUAUCUAUCUUUCCAAGAUGAUUCUUAAAUCUAAACUUCAUUGUUCUUUAAGCAAAAUCUUAUAGCGGUGAUGAUUAGUUUAGUUUUAAAAUAUGAAUUAUUUUAGAAACAAAAUAUUUUUUAAUCUUGUAUUGAGCUUUAUAUGUGUUUUAAUUGAAGUUGUAAAUAAAAUAUAUUAAAAUGUGA
Molecule: messenger RNA, 2288 nt
Organism: Parasteatoda tepidariorum (common house spider)
Lineage: Eukaryota; Metazoa; Arthropoda; Arachnida; Araneae; Theridiidae
Product: glutamate-gated chloride channel
Biological process (GO): monoatomic ion transmembrane transport
Cellular component (GO): membrane
Molecular function (GO): extracellular ligand-gated monoatomic ion channel activity; transmembrane signaling receptor activity
Source: RefSeq, a predicted model, not a curated record